Molecule: messenger RNA, 1907 nt
Organism: Haliotis rufescens (red abalone)
Lineage: Eukaryota; Metazoa; Mollusca; Gastropoda; Lepetellida; Haliotidae
Product: retinol dehydrogenase 13-like
Exons: 9
Coding region: 254-1228 (324 amino acids)
Source: RefSeq, a predicted model, not a curated record
UCUAAUUUACUAAUUCUCACGUUGACUUGCUGAGUUCCAUAUUAAUUCUUCUGUGUUAGUACUUUUGAGUAUUUAUUAGUUAGUUUUGUUAUGUUUGCGUCAUAAAAUGAUGGUCUACAGCGGGAUCACCUUAUUACUGCGGGACUAAUGUCGGUAGCUUGUGUUUGAUGAUCUUUGUUAUUGAUGAACAGGCUUCUCUGGAGGACCGGUCCAACUUUGGCUUGACGGAAAGGUCAGCACGGGACAGUGAACAAUGGGUUCCUACAGAAUGCCGAAGUAUGCUGUUCCUUUAAGUGCUCUUGGUACAUUCAUGGGAGGAAUAUAUCUCUUGAAAGACUACAUGGGCGGAGGGAAGUACACCGGUGAGGAGAGGUUGCCUGGACGGACUGCCAUCAUCACUGGCGCCAACACUGGCAUAGGGAAGGAAACGGCAAGAGAUUUGGCCAGGAGAGGAGGUCGGAUCAUCAUGGCAUGCCGGGAUCUAGACAAGUGUGAGCGUGCCCGGGCGGAGAUCGUGUUGGAGACGGCAAACCGCAACAUCAAAUGUCAGCUGCUCGACCUUGCUUCAGUCGGGUCAAUCAAGGCUUUCGCAAAGGCAGUCAAUCAAAAUGAGAAGCGUCUGGACAUUCUAAUCAACAAUGCUGGCAUCAUGAGAUGUCCAAAACUCCUGACUGAAGACGGUUUUGAGAUGCAGUUAGGCGUCAACCAUCUAGGACAUUUUCUGCUGACACAUCUGCUGUUGGACAAGCUCAAAGCAUCUGCUCCUAGUCGUAUCAUCAACGUAUCCAGCCUGGCCCACAGCAGGGGUCGAAUCAACUUUGAGGACUUGAACAGUGCAAACAGCUAUGCCCCAGCUGCUGCUUAUGAACAGAGCAAACUCGCCAAUGUGCUGUUUACGGUGGAACUGGCAAAACGAUUGAAAGACACUGGCGUAACUUGUAAUGCUGUCAACCCUGGGCUUGUGAAGACGGAGAUCGGCCGGCACCUGAGUGUCACCAAGUCCUACAUUUCAAGCUUCCUGUUGUUCCCCUUCCUGUGGCUGAUGCUGAAGACUCCACGGCAGGGAGCUCAGACAACACUGUACGCUGCACUAGACCCCAGGCUGGCCGCAGUCACAGGGAAAUAUUUCAGUGACUGUGAAGAGCAGGCCCUGUCCCAGCAGGUGGUGGAUGAGGCGGUCAUCAAGAGAUUGUGGGCGAUCAGUGAAAAAUGGACUCGAAUCACAUGACAAACCACACCAUUGAGAGUGAUACUGUCAGGAGUAUUGAGAACAUUUUCUGGAAAUUUGACUCAUGCUCUGAACCUAGACUGCAAUGACAGACGAAGAGGUUGUGCACUUUCACCCUGUCAUGUGUGGGGUUGUGUUUUUAUGUAGAUACAGUAACCUACAUUUAUGACGAACACGCUUAUAACAAACUGACGGAUAUAACAAACUGUUUGUUUGGUCCUGGCCAUUUGCUGUAUAUUUCAUCAUAUAAAAUUGAUGGAUAUAGCGAACAUGCUUAUAACGAAAUAACGGAUAUAGCAACUCACCUUCUGGUCCUGUGUGUACUCUGUCAACGAUAAUGUUUAAGUGUAUCACAAGCUGUUAAUCCCUGAGCUGAGGUCCUCACCUGUUAUACCCAUCUGCCUAUCAAAACAUCCGUGGCCAAGCGCAGCUGUUCAAAGCAGCAAUAAACAAUUGAAGGCAUUUAUUUACACUUGCGUACUGACACCUUGUCCUCAAAUUACAUCCUCAAUUAAAAAUAGUAACAGUGAUUUGGCUAUAGCCUUUGAAAUGGAUAUAUUCUGUGUAUAAAAUUCGAUGACUGGAGUAAGGAAAUCCGUCUGUCAACAAAUGUUCAAAGCAAGAUCGCAGAAACAUGUUUUUAUUUAUGUUAUGUAUUAUGAAUAAACAUAAUACAUGU